UGCGCAUCUACGACGCUCUUGAAUCACUUCCGUGGAUGUAUGCGCAAUUCCUCGCGUCUACGACAAUCCUGACGCGUCCGUGUUGAGCUGCGCCGGAAGUGGCCGGCGGCGUCUCGUUAGCAGGUCGCGCUAACCGGACCGGGACCGGUGGAGUUGACACCGGAGCCGAAGCGUCAGGAUUACACCGGGCCGUGCGGCCAGACCGCGCAUCCUCUCCGAACCCGGGGUCACCUGCAGUUGGAGGCUGUGAGGAAGCAGGAAGUGACGCGCUUGAAGGGCUUUUGUUUGGGGCCGUGGCCUGUAGGCGUCUUCUAACUCGCGAUUGGCGAACAGGUGUCUAGCCAUCCUGCUGUGGCUCUGUGGGCGGAGUCAGGCUCGGACUCGGGCUGUGAUUGGCUGAGGGUCAUGAGUGGGUUGACGGGGGCUCACUGGCGGCGGGGGGGUGGGGUUGUGGUCCGCGAGCGGGGGCGGGGCGUGGACUCUUCAUGCUGGUUGGCCCCCGGGGCCCUGCGGCGUCUGUUCGAGCUGCCGGCACCAGUUCUGUCGCGGCACCAGCUGAAGCGUCUGGAGGAGCACCGCUACAACAGCUCGGGCCGCUCGCUGCUCGAACCCGUCAUGCAGCGCUACUGGGAGUGGCUGGUGCACAGGAUGCCGCCCUGGAUCGCACCCAACCUCAUCACCAUCGUCGGUUUAGCGACGAACAUCUUCACCACGCUAGUGCUGGUGUAUUACUGCCCGACCGCCACCGAACAGGCUCCUCUCUGGGCGUAUCUGCUGUGCGCGGUGGGGCUGUUCGUCUAUCAGUCGCUGGACGCCAUCGAUGGGAAACAAGCGCGGCGCACUAACAGCAGUUCACCACUGGGGGAGCUGUUCGACCACGGCUGCGAUUCACUCUCCACAGUGUUUGUGGUUCUGGGCACCAGUAUCUCCGUGCAGCUGGGCUCUCACCCCGACUGGAUGUUCUUCUGCUGUUUCUCCGGUAUGUUCAUGUUUUACUGCGCUCACUGGCAGACCUACGUCUCCGGCACGCUGCGCUUCGGCAUUAUUGAUGUGACAGAAGUGCAGAUCUUCAUAAUUCUGCUGUAUCUGCUGGCUGCUGCGGGCGGAGCGGCUUUCUGGCAGUCUCCGAUUCCUGUGAUUAACAUCCAAAUGAAGAUAAUUCCAGCGCUUUGCACAUUAGCGGCGGUGGUGUUCUCGUGCAGCGGUUACUUCAGAGUCAUAUUCACAGGCGGUGUGGGGAAGAACGGAUCCACUAUAGCGGGUACCAGUGUGUUAUCGCCCGUCCUGCACAUCGGCUCAGUUAUCGUCCUCGGUGUGAUGAUUUAUAAGAAAUCAGCCGUGCAGCUGUUUCAGAAACACCCCUGUCUCUACAUCCUGGCCUUUGGCUUCGUUUCAGCUAAAAUCACUAAUAAACUAGUGGUGGCUCACAUGACCAAGAGUGAGAUGCAUCUUCAGGACGUGGUGUUUCUGGGCCCCGGCCUGCUGUUCCUGGAUCAGUACUUCAACAGCUUCAUCGACGAGUAUCUGGUGCUGUGGAUCGCUCUGGUUCUGUCUCUGUUCGAUCUGGUGCGCUACUGCGUGAGCGUCUGCAACGAGAUCGCAUCCCACCUGCACAUCUGCGUCUUCAAGAUCAAACCUCAGAGUCCAGCGGGGGCCGUCGAGUGACCGCUCAUACACUCCUGACCCAGAGGAGCCUGACUUACACCAGGACAGUUAGGAACAAAUUCAUCAGAUUUGGAGAAAUGUAGCAUUG
Carassius carassius (crucian carp) is the source of this 1753-nucleotide messenger RNA. It is a transcript of the gene cept1b, whose product is annotated as choline/ethanolamine phosphotransferase 1b. The transcript is spliced from 10 exons. Gene Ontology annotation, cellular component: endoplasmic reticulum membrane; Golgi apparatus. The record is from RefSeq and is a predicted model, not a curated record. Gene Ontology annotation, molecular function: ethanolaminephosphotransferase activity; diacylglycerol cholinephosphotransferase activity. Bases 406 to 1665 code for a protein of 419 amino acids. Gene Ontology annotation, biological process: phosphatidylethanolamine biosynthetic process. Lineage: Eukaryota; Metazoa; Chordata; Actinopteri; Cypriniformes; Cyprinidae.